Molecule: messenger RNA, 2956 nt
Organism: Drosophila miranda
Lineage: Eukaryota; Metazoa; Arthropoda; Insecta; Diptera; Drosophilidae
Exons: 9
Coding region: 808-2505 (565 amino acids)
Biological process (GO): G protein-coupled receptor signaling pathway
Cellular component (GO): membrane
Molecular function (GO): G protein-coupled peptide receptor activity
Source: RefSeq, a predicted model, not a curated record
GAGCACAGCAGAGACGGCGCUGCUCGCACCAUUUAUCAUUUGCCUAAAUGAUCGCUACCUCCUCCGCUAAUACUGAUGCCGGGUGCCCACGCGCUAUGUAGUGUGCUCCCCCUCUCACACACGUACCCCUCUGGGAGGCACUCUCCCUUUCCUAUUCCCUCUGCCGCCUUCACGCACCUGCCUGCCUGUCGCCAUCGCAAUCGUCGUCGCCGCCUGGCGGCAUGCGAUCUGUGUCUAACGGGGCUUUUCAGUCUCCUCGCGAUGCUCUUCCGUUGAUCUUCACGUGCGCUGGCGACGUCGUUUCCUUUCCUCUCGUUUCGCUUCUACUGCUCUCUCUUUCUGUUAUCUCUACGGAAAUAUUUGCGUUUGUUUCACGGAAAAUAGUGAAAAAUCGUGUGUUGACAAAUUACUCGUACCAUUUGCAAAACAUAUGUACAGAAAUAAAAUAUGGAAAAUUUCAAAUGAAAUUACAGCGAAGGCGUAUAAAUAUUUGAAUAAUUUAAUUAACCCUCAAUGACAGGCGAAUGGCCGGACCAAGAAAUAAAAUUACUAAUAUAAACAAUCAGCCGAAAAAUCAACACGAAAUUCACCCAAAAAUCAACUCUAUUACGAGGAACAGUAGUGCAGACUCCUGAGAGCUUUUGGGGACGCACGGAUCUGUGAAAAGUGCAAUCGGAAUCGGAAUCGGAAUCCUAUUCGCAAUCAACAAGCUCUCAAGUGCUGUGCUGUGCUCUUGUCCGUGGGUUAUAGGCCCAAACAGCAAUUGGAGGCUGCCUUUUGGCUGCCUGCAGCCUGGAGCCUGCAGCAAUGACAAUGUCAUCGGCGCUGACGCUGGCUCUCGCCGAGGCCGUGGCAGAGGCCGUGGGGACCGAGGCGGAGGAGGCAGCAAAAUCGCCCGAGGCGGGCGUUGAAAUGUUCUCGGAUGCGGAUAUGGCGGAAGUGCGGCAUGUUGUUCAACGCAUUUUGGUGCCGUGCGUUUUUGUUAUUGGACUAUUGGGAAAUUCAGUGAGCAUUUAUGUUUUGACGCGGAAGCGCAUGAGGUGCACCACAAACAUUUAUCUAACGGCCCUGGCAAUUACGGACAUUGCAUACCUGACCUUUCAAUUAAUCCUAACACUCCAGCACUACGAGUACAUCAAGUACCACUGCGAGAUCUACUGGCGCCUCUACGGAUACUUUGUCUGGCUAUGCGAUGUCUCCGCAUACAUAUCCAUUUACAUAGCCGUGUGCUUUACCAUAGAGCGAUUUAUCGCGAUACGGUAUCCGCUGAAGAGGCAAACGUUCUGCACGGAAACCCUGGCCAAGAGGGUGAUAUCAGCCGUCGCCCUCUUCUGUUUGCUGUCUACGCUCUCCACCGCGUUCGAGCACACAAUGGACAUCCACUGGAAGUUGAUUGAUGACGCCUACAAGCCAUGCAAUCAAACCCCGGCCAAUGUCUCGCCAACGCCCUCGCUGCCCACACCGGCGACCGUGUGGCACCAGCAGCAGGAUGACCCCGAGGUGACCACCACUGGGAGUGCUGCAACGUUUCCCCUCUUCGACGGCAGUGGCAAUGGCAUCGGCAUCGGCAACGGUAACGGUGAUGGGGAGUCAGGCAACAUUCCACGACAGCAACACCGCCGGCACCGGCCGUCAUCUGUGACGCCGCCGCCGGCCCAGAGUGAAACUCUAGAUGCCACCGAGCUGUGGCAGCAGGGCUCAGAUGCGGCAGACGGGGAGCGCGACUCCAUAGAGCGGGUCACGGAGAGUCUGCUGCAGUUGUCACGUUCCGGACGCAGCGGGGAGUUCAAUCACUCAGAUGCAUUCGCAUUUAAUGUAACGGAAUAUUGUCAAAAUAUGACUGUCUUUACUCACAUUUUCUCGGAGCUGGGCAACAACGAUCUGUAUGUGAACGUGUGGAGCUUGUUCACUCUGUUGGUAUUUGUGCUUUUUCCACUGUUCCUGCUUGCCACGUUCAACUGCUUCCUCAUCUUGCUGGUCCACCGAUCGAAGAGCCUACGCGGGGAUCUAACAAAUGCCAGCAGCAUAAGACGCACCAAGCGGAAGUCCAACACUGGUCUGACGGGCAGCGUUUCGCAGGAGAAUCGCGUGACAAUCACUUUGAUCGCCGUCGUUCUGCUGUUCAUCGUGUGCCAGCUGCCGUGGGCCAUCUAUCUGAUACUCGACCAGUACAUGGAGAUUGCGCCGGGUGCCAAGGUGAUUGCCGGCAAUGUGUGCAACCUUCUGGCCGCUCUUAAUGCCGCCUCGAACUUCUUUCUGUACUGCGUGCUGUCGGACAAGUACCGGAAGACGGUGCGCGAGCUGAUCACAGGGUAUCGCUAUCGGCGUCGCCAUGCCCGCAACAACACGAGUCUCUAUGUGCCCCACACGACCACCACGCUGACGCACAUCAACGGAGACCAUCACCAUCAUGGUGCGCCCUACGGUGGGGCAGGCGGCAGCAGUCGUCGCAGCUGCAGUCGGAGUCGCAACAAGGCGACGGCCACGGGCCGCCUGAUAGCGUGAGUCGUGCCACAGUCUCGAGUGCGAUUUCUCUGGCAAAAGCAUGAUUACAGCGUCACUCACUCAAAAGAUAAUGGCAGAAGUGUUUCUCACGAGUACUGAAUGAGUCACGAAUGAGUCACGAAUAAGGAAUGAAGGUUUGAAACAUACGCCUGCGUAGAAUAAUGAGUAAAAUACAUGAAAUGAGUAGAUUGAAUGACGAAAGAUGCAGCCACAAAUCAGCAAAUUCUUGCUGUAAUUCUUGUGUUUCCUGGUGAUCCAAGCCUGAACAGUGCCUUUCGGGAGUCUGUGAAACGCAGACGAAGGACUCUACAUAUAUAUCUCUCUCUCUAUAUACAGAUUAUAUAACAUACAUUGUGCCAUAAUGUGAUGAUUAUAGUUUUAUGAUAGUUAACCUAAACGUAAUUGUUGUCCUAAGUACUAAACGAAUCAAAUACAAAACCAAAAAAAGACA